Molecule: messenger RNA, 1690 nt
Organism: Mangifera indica (mango)
Lineage: Eukaryota; Viridiplantae; Streptophyta; Magnoliopsida; Sapindales; Anacardiaceae
Product: cytochrome P450 89A2-like
Exons: 1
Coding region: 65-1609 (514 amino acids)
Cellular component (GO): membrane
Molecular function (GO): iron ion binding; oxidoreductase activity, acting on paired donors, with incorporation or reduction of molecular oxygen, NAD(P)H as one donor, and incorporation of one atom of oxygen; heme binding
Source: RefSeq, a predicted model, not a curated record
ACCUUAUCCUCAUAAAUGAUACAAAUUUUUUUUUUUCACAUAUUUUCUUCUUCACUUUUCAACCAUGGAAACAUGGUUCCUCAUCCUCAUCUCCCUCCCAAUUUCUGUACUCAUUGCUCUCUUUGUCUUCAACCCUUUCUCCAAAAAGCUCUCCCAAAAUCUCCCUCCUGGCCCUCCUACCAUUCCCAUCAUCGGAAACUUCCUACUGAUUCUGAAAACUUUCUCCGAACUCGAGUCCAUCCUCAGGAACCUCCAUAAAAAAUAUGGGCCCGUCGUCACUCUGAAAAUUGGCUCUAAACCUGCGAUUUUCAUUGCCAAUCGCUCUGUCGCUCAUCAAGCUUUAAUUCAAAAUGGUUCCAUCUUCGCCGACCGUCCGCCGGCUCUCCCCACUAGCAAAAUAGUCUCCAGGAAUCAGCACAACAUCAGCUCCGCCUUUUAUGGCCCCAACUGGCGGCUCCUCCGCCGUAACCUCACCUCCGAAAUCCUCAACCCCACGCGGGUGAAGUCAUACUCCCAUGCACGCAAGUGGGUAUUGGAAAUUCUCAUCGAGAGACUUAAGUCUCGCUCAAAAUCUGGUGUUGUUUGUGUGGUUGACCAUUUUCGGUACGCCAUGUUUUGCCUGUUGGCACUCAUGUGCUUUGGCGAUAAGCUUGAAGAAGAACAAAUCAAAGAGAUAGAGCGUGAGCAGAGGAAUCUACUUUUGGGUUUUUCCAGGUUUCAGAUUCUCAACUUCUGGCCGAGCGUCGGAAAGAUUUUGUUUCGAAAGCGGUGGGAGGAGUUGUUUCGGUUGAUUCAAGACAAAGAAAACGUAUUGAUCCCGCUUAUAAGAGCAAGAAACAAGAUGAAACAAGAGAAGAUUAACACAGAAUCCGAGCCUGAACAAACACAAAUCCAAUCUUACGUUGAUACGUUGUUGGAUUUGGAGCUCCCCGAAGAAAAAAGAAAGCUUGAAGAAAGUGAAUUAGUAGCUUUGUGCUCAGAGUUUCUCGAUGGUGGAACUGACACUACAUCCACAGCUCUUCAAUGGAUCUUCGCAAACUUAGUGAAGAAUCCCAAAAUCCAAGAGAAGCUCUACAUGGAGAUGAAAUUAAACCUAAGUGCAAAAUAUUCAAACCAAGAUGCCAUUAAAGAAGAAGAUUUGCAGAAGUUGCCUUAUCUAAAAGCGGUAGUUUUGGAAGGCUUAAGGCGCCACCCUCCGGGCCAUUUUGUGCUGCCACACGCGGUGACGGAAGACACAAUUUUGAACGGCUGUUUAGUGCCCAAAAAGGGUGUGGUGAAUGUCAUGGUGGCUGAGAUGGGUUGGGAUCCAGAAGUGUGGGAAGAUCCGAUGGCGUUCAAGCCAGAGAGGUUUCUGAGGAGUAACGGAGAGGAGAUUGAAUUUGACAUUACAGGAAGCAAGGAGAUAAAAAUGAUGCCAUUUGGAGUAGGAAGAAGGAUUUGUCCAGGGUGGAAUUUGGCGAUGCUUCAUUUGGAGUAUUUUGUGGGGAAUUUAGUGUGGAAUUUUGAGUGGUCUCCUCUGGAUGGAGAAGAUGUAGAUUUGAGUGAGAAGCAAGAGUUUACUGUUGUGAUGGAAAAGCCACUGCAGGCUCAUUUGUCUACAAGAAAUUGAAAUAGAUAUUAGGUUUGCGACAAAAAUAAAGAGCCUGAAAGUAUAUCAAAGUAAUAUAAAAUUGUGUAAGUUUUUUUUUUU